Molecule: messenger RNA, 537 nt
Organism: Aspergillus heteromorphus CBS 117.55
Lineage: Eukaryota; Fungi; Ascomycota; Eurotiomycetes; Eurotiales; Aspergillaceae
Exons: 1
Coding region: 1-537 (178 amino acids)
Source: RefSeq, a predicted model, not a curated record
AUGUCUUCGGCAGCAGAACUCCUCCAACUGCCCGCGAUGGUGCUCCGUCGAGCACCUCGCCUCACUGCCGGCAUCUCUCAGAUAACCAAUCGCCCUGCCAUUCCAGGCAAAUUGGCCGCCAUUUCCCAUGGCAAGCUUCGGCGAGAAGCCGAAUCCCAAACCCCCGACCUUCGUCGCUGCCUAGGCCACCACAACAUCCUCCGCAGAUGCGUGAAAGCUGCCCAGGAAGACGAUGCGCGAUUCAUCAAAGAAACAUACUACGACGACGAACCAGACGAGGACUUUACUCCGCCGAAGCGCGACUCCGACUUCGUCCAUGUCCGGACCCAGAUAACCAACGCCGUCAAGGCAAUGGUGCGCAACCGCUCCGAAGCCGCCGAGAAAGCCCAAGCCGAUGAACUCGUGCGCAUGUCAGCGCGCGCUUCAGAGAUACCCAAUCGUUCCAAACGACGCCAGCGUCUUUCAGCCAUGCUCGGGCUUAAGCGCAAGACCUUUCCGCACACUGCAGGACAUAUGCAGGUACAAGCUGUCGGUUGA